Messenger RNA from Halichondria panicea, 697 nucleotides. Its product is annotated as small ribosomal subunit protein mS25-like. Gene Ontology annotation, cellular component: mitochondrion. The transcript has 4 exons. Bases 36 to 566 code for a protein of 176 amino acids. NCBI's taxonomy places the organism in Eukaryota, Metazoa, Porifera, Demospongiae, Suberitida, Halichondriidae. The record is from RefSeq and is a predicted model, not a curated record. Gene Ontology annotation, molecular function: structural constituent of ribosome.
UAUUCUAAUCAAUACCCAUUUUACCUGCACAUGGCAUGGUACAUGGUCUCAAGAUGUCUAAACUGAAACCUACUUUUGGGUUUGUGAAGAGGCUUGAGUUCCUUUCCAGUGGGAAAUUGUAUUUAAAAGACUCUGUUAAAACUAUAACACUGUCUUAUGAAACUAAAGGGAGCCGUGGUAACUAUGGAAUCAGGAGCUUCAUAUCCCAGAGGCUGCCUACGAUACAAUUCAAGAAUCCCAAUGUUCAAGUAGUUUUGUUCAAGAACGAAGAAAAAUUCCCCAAUAUAUGGAUUUACUUCAACGAUAGUCAGAAGAUAAUGCUAGAUGUCGAGGGGAAAACAGAUGAAGAGAUCUACUCCGAGCUGUCUGCUGUGGCUGGGAAAACAGAGGGUCAAGUUCAACGUGCUCUCAAGAAAGCUGAAUAUAAUCCGGCCAACUUUGGUGACAGCCGAAAAGGACGUUUGUGUAUUUGUGAAGUCCCUGGUCAGAUACCUUGUCCCAGGAGAGUGCCUUUAAGGGAUGUCAAACAUAGUUGGCAUGACAAGAAACAGGAAUCAGCAGUGUAGAUAAAAUUAUGUCAUGUCAUUAUGUUUAUUUUUUUCCAAUAGUGUAUAGAUAAUGUGCACCGUUAUCUGAGUUCAUGUUCACCAAUAAUUUAUGUGUAAAAAGUUUGACAAAAAAAUAUCCGUGGAUUAUC